Messenger RNA from Acaromyces ingoldii, 1194 nucleotides. RefSeq lists its product as hypothetical. NCBI's taxonomy places the organism in Eukaryota, Fungi, Basidiomycota, Exobasidiomycetes, Exobasidiales, Cryptobasidiaceae. Bases 1 to 1194 code for a protein of 397 amino acids. The record is from RefSeq and is a predicted model, not a curated record. The transcript has a single exon.
AUGCGUGCCCGUCUUCUCCUCGUGGUCGCCCUGAGUAUGCUCAAUUCGCUGCUACUGCUGGCCAGUAGCUGCCAGGCCACGCCGCUCCACCUAGGCCAGAAUGGGCGCACACGUCUUGCUCCCUUCUUUCUGGAGCCCCCUUCCAGCGAAUUUGGCAGGAGGAACAUCGAUCACGAUCUUCAUGGCAGCAAGGCACAGAAUGAUGACCAUUUCGGCCAGGCCCUUUCCAGUCGACCUAUUGCUAUAUCCAAGAGAAGCAGCAGCGACCAGCGUGCUCAUAUGGACUACACCUUCUUCAAGAGGGGAGACGGUCAUAGCGACGGCCACGUCGCUGAAGAGAUCAGUGCCAGCGAGGACGCUAGAAAAGCCAGCGACAGCGUUGAAGGAGCCAGCGAUCGCAACGACGCAACAGCAGCCAGCGUUAAUCAUGACGACGUCUUUAAAGAAGUCGUCGAAGUCCGUAAAGAAGUCACAAAGAAUUGGACUCAUUUCAAGAAGGUUCUGGAGCACCGCCGAAGCAAUCAGCUCAAGAGAAGGAACUGGCGACUUUCAAAUGAGAUCAACAAGUACGUGGAUAAGCUGCUCGGUCCUCCAUCGACGAGCAUUGGAGACGACUUUUCGCGCCUAAAUUUUACCAAUGUACCACCUAAGGUGGUCAAAGAAGAGCUCAAGAAGUUCGAAAACGCCUUUGCGAACCGGUAUAUCUGCGGCUGGGCCAAAGCCAGAGCCAUUCGCACUGGAAGGAAAUGGCAAAUUAGCGUCCUUCGGUACGUGCCUGAGGGAGGCUGGCGAGACGCAUCCAAGACCACCGGGCAAGACACAAACGAGACCACCUCCAGAAAAAGAAAAAGGAGGAAGACUACGCCCGAAAGCUCCUCCUCUUCGCAAGCCGCUAAUGUCGUCAAAGGGCCAAAAGAAGUCAAAUUUAACUUUGAGCGACUUGGCUGGUCAUCCGAUGAGAAGGUGGAGCUCACACCGUGGCUUAUAAAGGGGCAGUGGCUAAGCCGUCCGGAAGGGGACACGGAUCUGAUCUUUUUCAACGUGCCUAAGGGUCAGGCAGCGCGUGUGCGUACGCUCAUCACCGAGAAGUGGGGCAGCAAUGACAUCCCAGAGGUUGAAGAACUUUACUCCGAGAAGGAGGGCAUGUGUCUUCUCAGGCUUAGCGGAAAGGAUGAAUUCCGCUUCGUGUACUAG